Porites lobata is the source of this 717-nucleotide messenger RNA. The record is from the annotation of a GenBank genome assembly. Lineage: Eukaryota; Metazoa; Cnidaria; Anthozoa; Scleractinia; Poritidae.
AUGGACAUAAAGACCUUGCUCGACAAUCUUCAUGAUGAAGUAUCCUGUUCCGUGUGUAUGUGUACAUUCACUGAUCCAAAGCAGUUGCCUUGUUUGCACAAUUUCUGUCUUCACUGCCUGAACGAAAUUCAACGAACAAGCGGCGUCCAUGGCAAAAUUACAUGCCCCGAGUGCAGAAGACAGUUUCAGAUUUCUGGAAGUGGAAAUCCCAGCGAACUUCCCACCAAUUUUCGAAUAAACAGGCUGCUAGAUGUCUUGGCAAUAAAAGAGUGUAGUACAGCUAACGUGAAGUGUGGAAACUGCGAUAAAAGGAGUUCUCAGACUUCCUAUUGCUUCCAGUGUUGUUCUUUCUGGUGCGAGAAAUGCAUUUUAGGACAUGACAUAAUGCGCGCUAACAAUAAACACAGAACGCUAGCACUGAAAGAUUUUCAAGAUCAAGACAUCAAGGCUGUAUUAGAGCGACCAGGAUUUUGUCAGAAGAAACACCAUGAAAAAGAAGAGCUGAAAUUCUUUUGCAAAGGCUGUAAAGUCGCCAUUUGUAGCUCUUGUGCUGUAACACUUCAUGAAGGUCAUGGUAAGAUGCCUUUGCAAGAAGCUUCUGAUGAGCGCAAAACACAGAUUAGCUCCAUGAUAAAAUCUUUUAAAGACAAAGUACUGGAAAACAAAAGGAAGUCGAACAAUUCAACCAAAAAAGCAUCGCAUUUCAAUCGAAAGUAG